AGUGCAGGUAAGGUUGCAGUCGUCUCAGACAGGAUGUUGUCUCUCACUAGGAGUUAAGACAGGGUGGAGGAGAAACGAUCAUGUUGAACAUGUUCAGAAUAAUGAAGACUGUGUUACAACUGACGGCUUCAUUACAACUUACAACACUUCUCCGGGUCAUCAAUCAGGGCUGACAUAAGACCCUCUCUGGUAGAAGAUCAAGGCGCUGAUGUCUGCUAAUAUGCAGGGCAUCAGGCACUUCAAGGAAUUACCAUUUGUGAUUAUUUCUGCAGGUUUCAAGUUUAUUGUGUGACUGGAUAAUUUGACAAAUUCCUGAAAGAUGUACAGCUUGGGUUUUGUGUGAAACGACAGAGCCGUGAUGGCCAGUGUCUGAUCUACGUGUGCAGACAUGCUUUAUGAAUAACACCCAAGUUUGAUUACAGUUUUUAGAUGGAAAGUAACAUGGCUGAUAUUGAAAUAUUGUGAACCUGAUAGACAAUAUGGAAUGUGAGAUGAAGUGUGAUAUGUUAUGAAAGAUGACAGGUGGCAUACCAGUGCCCAUUUUAAUGAAUCUCUCCAAGAUAAUUAUCAAGGGUUUCAUGCCAUGUGAUGUGAUGGUUGAUAUUUUCUGCUGAACAUAUUGUCCUACGCUGGCACAGGCUUAGUCGGGUUCAAGGAUCUACUGCUCAGGAUUACUUUGAGCUUUCUGGCGAUUAGGACCAUGGCUUACUGAAGUACUUAUUGUGCUGUAUUGAAGACUAUAUUCUGGCUGUGACACAUUGUCUAUUGAAUCAGGACGUUAUAUGACAGAAUGACCCAGUGAAGCUUGAGUAGAGUGUUGUGGGAUAACACAGGAGUAUUCCCAUGUAGGACAUUGUUGGGAGACACUAUGUAUAACACUGUAACUACAGAUGAUGGUGUUGUUAUCUGUAACAUCCAACCGGAGACCUCACACAAUGGACACCACCAUCACCUUCUCAUUAAAAAUGGGGAGGAUGUGAGCUUGCUGCAUACUAAAUUUGAGGCGCUUCCUGUGAAAGAUUUCUCGGCUGAAGUGCGGGCGUCGCGGGACGUGGAGAGUUACCUGAAGGAUGCAACUCUCCUGCUGGACCUCCAUGAGACAGGGAUGCAGGAAAUUGUCAACAUCAUGCUCAACCGCGUCAUCAAAAACCAGGACAAUCCAGAGUUCGACAUCGGAGAGGCUAAAGCAUCUCUGUACACAGCUGACUCAGGUCUUCUGUUGUCAAAGACAAUACAAGGAACCGUUGCUAACAGCGAGAUGGGCGGGGUGGACUUUGACCAAUCAUGGCUCUGUAUGAUGUGUGAUGUGACAUCCAUUGCGAAAAGGAAGGUGGUGAUUGCCCGCCUCCACACACCGGCCAAUCUGGGGGCUAACUGUCAGGAGGUCACAUUCAUCGUCCUCAUCCUCACACCAACCAAAGAGAAAACCACCAAAAACUACUUGGAGACUGGUCGGACAUUUGCAACAUUGUUCAUGGACCUGGAGUUCCGGCACUCAUUGCUCAGCAUUACUGACGAGGAUGAGUUUAUCCGCCUCCUGCAAGCGAGAGCGAGACAGCUUGUCGUGGAGCAGGGCCACCCGGAACACAGGAAGUCUCUGCCCAACGUGUCGGUGUUCGAUGUGGAUGGGGAGACCAAAGCUCGGUGUCCCAUUGGGCAGGGACUUCUGGGUGAUCUCAAAAGGAGGCUGCCUCAUUACUGGUCUGACUACAAAGAUGGCGUCAUCGGUCACAAGACCCCCCACAAAGUGGUGUCCACAACUUUGUUCCUCUACUUCGCCUGCGUGCUGCCCAACAUCGCCUUCGGCAUGCUCAACAGCGACAACACAGAUGGUGCUAUAGGGGUCAAGAAGAUCCUGUUUUCCCAGUGUUUUGGUGGUGUGGUGUUUGCAGUACUCGGAGGACAGCCUCUCAUUGUCCUCCUGACCACAGCGCCCCUCGCCCUCUACACCAAAAUUAUUUACACUAUUUGUGAGGACUUCCACUUGGACUUCCAUGCAAUGUUUGCUGCGACUGGUCUCUGGAACGCCUUCUUCCUCCUCUUGUAUGCAUUCUUCAACACCAGCAAGAUGAUGCGCUGGUCAUCAAGGUCAACAGAGGAAAUAUUUUCUGUCUUCAUCACUUUUGCCUUCUCAGCAGACGCCAUCAAAGACACUAUUAAAGAUUUUGAUAACAACUACCAUGCAAAAGCUUGUAAAGUGCAACCAGAUACAACAAACGUGUAUAAUACUACUGACCAGACAACUGUGAUAACCACGCCUACUACUACUGUCCUGACAACUGUUGUCAGUAAUUUAACCAGUGCUAUCAACAGCAGUCUCAAUGAUGAGCACACCAAGGAGCAUGCUUGCCUCAGGGAAAAUAGUGUUUUAUUUUUGCUGCUAAUGCUUGGUACUGUCUGGUGUGGUCUUACUCUUCUCAACUUCACCAAAACACCUUUCCUCAACGCCAACCGACGUGAGAUCCUAGCAGACUACGCUCUGCCCAUCUCGGUGCUGCUCAUGUCUUUCUUUGGUUCCUAUGUCUUCUGGGAGGUCAGAUUGGAACCCUUUGAGUACAAUCCAGCGGAACAGAUGUUUGAGUUGGCCCACAUACAGAAUCUCCCCGUGGGAGCCAUCUUUGCAUCAGCAGGUCUGGGCUUCAGUCUGUCUCUUCUCUUCUUUAUGGAUCAGAACAUCUCUAGCGCCCUCGUCAACACACCCAACAACAAGUUGAAGAAAGGUGCUGCCUACCACUGGGAUCUGUUUGUUGUGGCCCUCAUCAACGCCUUCCUCUCCGUCUUCACCCUCCCCUGGGUGCACGCCGCUCUGCCUCACUCGCCCCUCCAUGUGCGUGCCCUCGCUGACGUGGAGGAGAGGGUCGAACGGGGACACAUUGCACAGACUGUCGUCCAUGUGCGCGAGACGCGACUGACAGGGAUCAUCUCCCACGUCUUGAUUGGGCUGUCAGUGUUGAUGCUGCCAAUGCCGUUGUCGUACAUUCCACGAGCCGUUCUGGACGGCCUCUUCCUGUUUGUGGCCAUCUCUGCUCUCUAUGGCAACCAGUUCUUUGAGAGGAUUCAGCUGCUGUUUACAGAACAGGCCGCGUACCCCCCGAACCACUACAUCCGCCGUGUCCCCCAGCGGAAGAUCCACACCUUCACGGGCAUCCAGCUGAUCCAGCUCCUCGUCCUGUGCGUGUUCGGCUUCUCCCCCAUCGCUUACAUGAAGAUGCUCUUCCCCGUGCUCCUCAUGUUCCUCAUGCCUAUCAGACAUAAAUUGGUACCACGUGUCAUCGAAUCCAGAUUCCUGAAGGCCUUGGACGGACACUGAACAUCAACAACAGACCCAGCAGCAUCGCAUAAUUCUGAUAAAUCCUGGCAUUUUAUACUGGCAUUAACGGCCAACUCUGUCCAGAGCAUGGCAUAAUUCCUAUAUACUGGCAUCUUGUGCUCACAGAGAGGCUUGAUGGUGCUUGACUGUGGUUGACAUUGGUUGACUAAGGUUGACAGUUGACAACAUAUAUGCAAAGAUGUAAGCCGGGUGUAGGUACAUAUCAUGUGGAUGUACGUUGAGAGUAUACAUGAAUGUCAGCUGUGUAGGACUGGCUUGACAGUUUCAGUUCCAGACUUUGGUGGAAAGGGAGCCAUGAGUGCUGUUUCUUGUUGGCCAAUGGCCGACAUGUGGCCAGUACAGGACUUGUUCUUGAUGCACGUUUCUCAGAUCAGUAUGUGUUUUUCAAGGACGCCAUUAUAGAUGUUUCUAUUUAUUUUCUAUGGUGACAUUAAGAUAUUAUCAAGAAGCUAUGAGCGUCUGUACAAUUGCCUGGAUAGUGGAGUGAGAGUACUGUUUCAAGUCACCCCACAGUCAAGUUUCAGCCCACCAGAACUUUGCCGAUUUGUGGCAAGUGUACAACAAGAUGGAACCGAUUCAGUAUCAUACAAUCAUGUCACAGAGAACUGAGUCCUGGAAUGCACUAAUACUUGAUGACGUCCAAGUAACUGCAUAAAAAAGGUUGCAGUCAAAGUAGAAAUAAUAAGUUGGAUCCUCAAGUUAAUCAUGUCUUCAUCCAUUCUCAUUAAAAUCAGAUCUUAGUUCUCGCUACUGCUAAACAAAGAUCUGAAGACUUCCCAUUAGGGGUUACCUCAGACCGAACUUUCGCAAACUUUGACCGACCAAUGGAAUAACUAACAAUAAGUCGGCAAUAGCAAUUCAGAAGGCAGCUUAAUCAAGCUUUACGGCACGAGUUUCAAACCAGCGACUGGAAACAUAUUUUGAUAUAUACUUGAUUAAAAAAUUAAAACCUGAACAAAAGAACAUUCUGGAAUGGCUAAUAGAUGGUCUAGAUUGUAUGAAUACAGUCAUAAAGCCUACAACUGUCGUUCAGAAUACCCGGUGUGUGAUGUUUUCAAGGUUUCACGAUACAAAAUCACAUUCCAACUGUCACUUUCAUGAUCUGCUAAGCUAUGCUCUGAUUGGUCAGAUGAAUGAUCGUUCUGACAUGACCGGCAAUGGGAUGUCCCCAGAUCUUUGUUAGAGGUAGCGAAAACUAAGAUCUGAUUUUAAUAAGAUAGGUCUUCAUCGAUGCUUCAGCUGCUAAAGUCUUCAUGGAUGCUUCAGCUGCUAAAGUCUUCAUGGAUGCUUCAGCUGCUAAAGUCUUCAUGGAUACUUCAGCUGCUAAAUGCUUCAUCGAUGCCUCAGCUGCUAAAGUCUUCAUCGAUGCUUCAGCUGCUAAAGUCUUCAUCGAUGCUUCAGCUGCUAAAGUCUUCAUCGAUGCUUCAGCUGCUAGGGUCGUCAUGGAUGCUUCAGCUGCUAGGGUCGUCAUGGAUGCUUCAGCUGCUAAAGUCGUCAUGGAUGCUUCAGCUGCUAGGGUCGUCAUGGAUGAUUCAGCUGCUAAAGUCUUCAUCGAUACUUCAGCUGCUAAAGUCUUCAUUGAUGCUUCAGCUGCUAAAGUCUUCAUCAAUGCUUCAGCUGCUAAAGUCUUCAGCAAUGCAUCAGCUGCUAAAGUCUUCAUCAAUGCUUCAGCUGCUAAAUGCGAUCGGUGAUUGUUGUUGGAAGGGGUGGGGGGUCCAACCAAUCUCUUGUGGCUGAAACACCAUGUUUUGCUCAGGUAGUGUGUGUAACCAAUGGCUACGUCUUGCUGAUGUCUUGUUGAGCCAGAGAUCAAUACAUGCAUGUCAGAAAUCUGGACAUGUACAUGCCAUUUCUCAUCAGCAUCCAUACAGCAUAUCAUUCUCUUAGCUCACCUGUGAUUCAACACCUGUGAUUGUUAUGCUCAUGUUUGUUAUGGAUUUGUUAGCAACAUUUAUCCUAUCUUAGUAAUAUUUAGUAACACUUUUUUUAUACAGUAUAUAAUGAUUUGCAGCCUGCUAUUAAUCUUGUUUCAGUAUGACAUUUGUUAUAGCAGAGACACUUGCUCUCAGCCAAUCAACAGCAAGGGUUAUGAGGCUAUAGCACAGACACCCUGCUCUCAGCCAAUCAGCUGCAAGGGUUAUGAGGCUAUAGCACAGACACCCUGCUCUCAGCCAAUCAGCUGCAAGGGUUAUGAGGCUAAAGCACAGACACCCUGCUCUCAGCCAAUCAGCUGCAAGGGUUAUGAGGCUAUAGCACAGACACCCUGCUCUCAGCCAAUCAGCUGUAAGGGUAUAAGCAGGCUAUAGCACAGACACCCUGCUCUCAGCUGCAAGGAUUAUGAGGCUAUAGCACAGACACCCUGCUCUCAGCCAAUCAGGGGCAAGGGUUGUGAGGAGGCUAUAGCACAGACACCCUGCUCUCAGCCAAUCAGCUGCAAGGGUUAUGAGGCUAUAGCACAGACGCCCUGCUCUCAGCCAAUCAGGGGCAAGGAUUGUGAGGAGGCUAUAGCACAGACACCCUGCUCUCAGCCAAUCAGCUGCAAGGGUUAUGAGGCUAUAGCACAGACACCCUGCUCUCAGCCAAUCAGGGGCAAGGGUUAUAAGGAGGCUAUAGCACAGACACCUGCUCUCAGCCAAUCAGGGGCAAGGGUUGUGAGGAGGCUAUAGCACAGACACCCUGCUCUCAGCCAAUCAGCUGCAAGGGUAUAAGCAGGCUAUAGCACAGACACCCUGCUCUCAGCCAAUCAGCUGCAAGGGUUAUGAGGCUAUAGCACAGACACCCUGCUCUCAGCCAAUCAGCUGCAAGGGUUAUGAGGCUAUAGCACAGACACCCUGCUCUCAGCCAAUCAGCUGCAAGGGUAUAAGCAGGCUAUAGCACAGACACCCUGCUCUCAGCCAAUCAGCUGCAAGGGUUAUGAGGCUAUAGCACAGACACCCUGCUCUCAGCCAAUCAGCUGUAAGGGUUAUGAGGCUAUAGCACAGACACCCUGCUCUCAGCCAAUCAGCUGCAAGGGUAUAAGCAGGCUAUAGCACAGACACCCUGCUCUCAGCCAAUCAGCUGCAAGGGUUAUGAGGCUAUAGCACAGACACCCUGCUCUCAGCCAAUCAGGGGCAAGGGUUGUGAGGAGGCUAUAGCACAGUCACCCUGCUCUCAGCCAAUCAGGGGCAAAGGUUGUGAGGAGGCUAUUUAUUAAUAUGUCAUCACCUCCCGUAUUUUGAAAUCAUAUUCAUCAAUCAUCCAAUUAACUUUCAAGGCAAAUUGACAUGUAUACUUUAUACAAGAUUAAGUAGCAUCUCUAACAUGUACCAUUAUUAUAUUCUGAGUGCACAUUAAGGAAAUCCAUGUGUUAGAUCCUGUGAAUGAUUUACAGCUGUUUCUUAACAGAGUAACCAUGGUGAAAGUGAUGCUUGUCAUGGAUUGCUUGCAAAUCAUCUGAAUGUCAAGUUGUUAACAACAGGUGUCAACAGGUGUGAGGUGUCACACAGUUCAGCUGAGUUCAAGUGCAGGGAAUUUGUAGGCAAAUAUGUUAAUGCAUUCAAAAACAAUGUGCUCAGCUGUAUUUCGGUAUGCUGAGAAAGUCUUCAGAGUCUUGGUAAUAAUCUGUUGAUAAUAUACAAUAUUUGCUGUUAUGUAUUUUUACCUUAUAUGAACUUUACGUGCUUUAUAACAAAAAGAUUUCAUUGUUAAAUAGUGACUAUAUUAGAAGCCAAUAUCUCAAAUCCAUCAGUUAUGGUUGAAUUUGCCCCCGAUGUCUUCGCGGGAAACACCAGAGACUAAAAAGUCUGUGGGCACCCUGAUAGUUCUGGUGUAGGUCCUGAUAGUGUGGAGCGAAGACACUGCAGUCUGCAGGCCAUCAACAGCUGAUAGCACUGCCUUCAUACACUAGUAGCAACAUUAAACAUAUACUAAUCUAGACUAUCAUUUUCUGAUGCUGUUAUGACAGCUCCAAAUAUGGACGAGGGGUGUGUCUCUGUAUUUAGACUACAUGCCAACUGUAUGUCAUGUAACAUGUUUGGUUAAUCAACCUCAUGUCAUGUUAUAUAUGGCUUGAACAAUAAAAUACUAUUGUCAUUGUG
This is a messenger RNA of Haliotis rufescens (red abalone), 7407 nucleotides long. RefSeq names its product solute carrier family 4 member 11-like. Bases 869 to 3310 code for a protein of 813 amino acids. Gene Ontology annotation, cellular component: plasma membrane; basolateral plasma membrane. NCBI's taxonomy places the organism in Eukaryota, Metazoa, Mollusca, Gastropoda, Lepetellida, Haliotidae. The record is from RefSeq and is a predicted model, not a curated record. The transcript has 18 exons. Gene Ontology annotation, molecular function: solute:inorganic anion antiporter activity. Gene Ontology annotation, biological process: monoatomic ion homeostasis; monoatomic anion transport; transmembrane transport.